This is a messenger RNA of Lucilia cuprina (Australian sheep blowfly), 1664 nucleotides long. Its product is annotated as protein ALP1-like. The record is from RefSeq and is a predicted model, not a curated record. The transcript is spliced from 3 exons. NCBI's taxonomy places the organism in Eukaryota, Metazoa, Arthropoda, Insecta, Diptera, Calliphoridae. The coding region runs from base 34 to 1572 and encodes 512 amino acids.
AUGUAAAUAGAAACACAAUGUAAAAACAAAACAAUGAUUUUUACGUUUUUUAGUGCAUUUUCUUAUAAUAAUUUUAUAAAAAUGGCCUCGAAUACAAAGUUUAUGAUGUUAAGUCUUUUAAAUUUAUAUUUAACUUAUAGAGAAGUAAAAAAUGGUAAAGUUGUACCCCGGAAUAGAAGAAAUUUAAGGAGACGAAUCAAAGCUGAAAUAGAGCAGAGUAAAUAUAAACAAACAAAUAGCACCAUUUCAUCAUUUCCAACAAACACAACACAAUUACCAAAUCAACAGGAUCAACUUAGACCUGUACAAACCAAUAAACCAAAUCUAAAAAGAACUCUUAACAAUGCAAGACCUGUUAAAGCAAGAAGAAGAAUUAAAAAAGACGAGGAUAAUGCUAAAACAGAGAAAAAACCACGCAUCAGAAGAUGGGCCAUACGUCCAACAAACCGUUAUCGUGUUAUAGAUAACUAUCACCGAAAAGUGUUUGGAAAUAUUAAAUCAAUGAGUCAAGAACAAUUUUUUGUGCAUACUAGAAUGACCAAACCUAUGUUCGAUUGGUUGUUAUCAAUUGCAAAAAGUUCUUUAAUUAAGAAAGCUCAAAGAGUUUUUGCACAAGAAAGACUGGCAAUUACAUUAAAUUAUUUAGCUUAUGGAACUUCUUUACAAUCGCUUGCUUACAAACAUAAAUUGGGUAAAUCAACUAUACGAGAAGUUGUUUUGAGUACAUGCACUGUUUUGUGGAACUUACUAUCGCCGAUAUAUCUUUGUGAACCCACAACUUCUCAGUAUGCUGACAUUGCUGAUGAAUUUAAUAGCAAAUGGCAUAUGCCCAAUUGUGUGGGUGCUAUCGAUGGCAAACAUGUUUCCCAUCGUCAUCGCAUAAUGAAGAAAGAUACACAUAAUAUAAACAUGUUGAUAAUUGGAGCAUGUGAUGCAAAGUAUAAAUUUACCGCUGUUAGUGUUGAAAGUUUCAAUAAUCAGAGUGAAGAAGAACUAUUAAAAUUAUCACCCUUCGGCAAUGCGUUAUUAUCUGGGAAUUUGUCAUUACCUGCAAGUAAACCAUUAUAUCCUUCAUCUGCUGCCUUCCCUCAUUACUUUAUUACCCAUUCAUUAUUAUCGUUAAGAAAACAUAUUAUGCGUCCCUAUAAAGGAACCUGCUUAAAAGCAGAAAACCAUAUUUUCAACCAUAAAAUAACAAAUGCUUAUUCUGCUAUUGAAAAUACCUUUGGAGUAUUAACAGCCCGUUGGCGUGUACUUUCAACUACAAUUGAAUUUUUACAAGAAAAUUGUAAAACUAUUAUAUUGGCAUGCAUUGUACUACAUAAUUAUAUAAUGACCAAUGAUGAAGAUCAACUGUAUUGUCCAGAAAAUUUUGUAGAUCGAGUAGAGGAUGAUGGUACUGUAGUACUGGGCGAAUGGCGCAAAGAAUUAAAAUAUAAUGGUGAUAAACCAUUACGAUCUGUGGUGUUCAAUACGCGCAGCAGACCUUCUUAUGAGGCUAUAAAUUUAAGAGAUAUUUUAGCGAAUUACAUUGCAAAUGAGACAGUACAUUAUGAAAUUGAAAUAUUAUAAGUUAUUAUAGUAGACUUGUGUAAUAUUUGUGAAAGUUCAGUCUACUAAAUGAAAAAUAAAGUUAAAAAUAAUAAAAAGAUAACUAAAACAUA